Messenger RNA from Pelagomonas calceolata, 2618 nucleotides. Lineage: Eukaryota; Pelagophyceae; Pelagomonadales; Pelagomonadaceae. The record is from the annotation of a GenBank genome assembly.
GAUACAUACUAUAUUGCGAUGGGAAGCUGAUUUCAUGAAGUUGACAGACAAGACACUCGCGCUCCUCGUCGAGGGAGACCCGGCCGAGGUCGAGGUGCUGCAUUUUGUCAGAUCGCCCCCCAUCAGCCAGCUGGGCCACAGCAGUUUGCAUCGGUGUCGUCGCCUGGUCUCCCUGAGCCUCGCGCGACUCGGUCUGCGGACGAUCGACGGCGACGCGCUGGCGGCCUGCGCAACGCUCUGGUGGAUCGAUCUGAGCCGCAAUCGCCUCGAGACGCUCGCCGGAUCGGGCCUCGACGCGUUCGCCGCGCUCGGACUCUUGGACGUGUCGGGCAACGCAGUGGCCAUCGACGCCAUCGCGUCCAUUGGCGAGGUAGAGGUCGUACGCCUCCACCUCGCGGGCAACCCGGGCGCGGCCGACCGGGCGGCCGCGCUCGCCGCGGCGCCGGCCGCGUGGGUUCUCGACGGUCGUCUCGUGACGGCCGACGAGCGCAACACUGCUGAACUUGCGCGCGCGGAGAGUUCCACACCGACGGGAGAGCCACCGCCGCUCGCGCGCCUAGGCGGAGAAGACUGGAUCGCCGGCGCCGCGGCGCCAGCGCGCCUUGCCCACCACCGUCUGGUCGCCGCAGAGCAGCCGACGGCGCCGGCGCGGAGAGACGUGUAUCGCGCCAAGCACGCGCUGGCGGAUUACGAGUGCGAAGUGGCCCUACGCGCCGCCUGGGCUCGGACGCGUCCCGCGGCGACGCGGCCGCCGCUGCCGCCGCCGACGCGGCGAGACCGACUGAACGCCCUCGACGGCGCGCGGCGCGUCGACGCGGCGUGUUUACUCUGGGCCUCGGUGGCGACCAAAGGCGUGGAGAGGCGUAUUCUCGUCGACGCGCUCGGCACGCUCGUGGGUUCGGCCGCCGCCCAGGACGUCGCAAACCUCGCUCCGUUUGUGCGACAGGGUCUUUACGCCGGCCUGCGCGACGCCGCGCUGCGCGAUGAAGCCGAGAACCAGUCCCUCGACGACCGUCGCGUGCUCGCUGCUCUGCCGCCGGUCCCCGCUGCGGAGGCGCCGGAUGGGCUAGAAGCGCUCAAACCAGCCGCCGCGCGGGCCGCUCGCCUGCUGGCCGAAGCCGACGGACGACCAAAAUCGCGGAGCACCCACGCGCGGGCCAACGCUGACGGCGGUCUCGCGACGCUGCGGAGCUGGGGCGGGCAAGAGGUUCUCACGCUGGCACCAGACGAAGCGCCCGCGGCGCUGCGCGACGAGGCGCCGCAAAAGGCCGACGACCUCGCCAAGUUGCGUCAACCGCGACCGGGCGAAGGCGUCGAGGUCUUCGAUAGCGCCUUCACCGUCGUGGUAGAUGCCGCGCCGCACGUUGUCCGGCUCAAGCCGUUCGCCGGUAUCAACGGCGACCCAUACUUUGGCCAUGCAGCUGUGGAUCGCAAAUCGCUUUGGUGGGACCCUCGCGGCUGGUGGCGCCACGUGCACGCGGCGAAGCAACAAACGCUCCUCUUCCGCGCGGAGCAACGGGCGCGGCUCCAUCGCGUGAACGACAGCGCGCACAGGAGCGGACAUCCCUGCGGCCUCGGCCUCGUUAACGCAGCCGUACCUGUCCCGGCGGAAACCUGUGAUAAAAGACUCGCUCGGCCCGUCGCGCUGUUCUCGGCUGACGCGGCGCCCGUCGCCGCCUUCGUCGUCGCACCGCCCGCGGCCGUCGUCGCGCAAAACGCCUACGCUCCUCCGGAGGUGGCGUGGUCUCGACUGGAGGACGCGCCCCGUGUCGUGCUCCGCGGCACCGGCAACGACGAGGCGCCGCGAAUGCACCACCGGUCCCGAGCUCGGCCGAACAAGCCAACCGCAGGAUCAGCGCCUUCCACGACCGUCUCGCCGGAAGAUGCGUCGGCGUUGGAACGCGAAAUGGGUCAUUUGCGGGCCGCAAACAGGUUAUUUCGAAAAAAGUGGUGCGCUGUCCAGGAACGGGCGCUCCGACUCCGGCGUUCGGCGCCUUCCGACGUCGUCGAAUCCACGCCGCCGGCUGAAUCGUCCGUCUUUGCCCUCACGGCGCUCGACCGGAGUCCCGGAAAGGUCGAGGCCCGGAUGGUAGGCGCCUCGCUCGAUGCCAACGCCGCAUCGGGCAAGCGACUUGUUGCCGCCGCACCCGUGCUCCGUCGAAAGAGCCAGCCGUGGAGCGCGUUGGCCAACGGUGGCAAGCUUCAGCUCGCCGUCGCCGCGCCUAGCUCCCCGCAGUUCUUCUCGAGAACCCCUUCGCGCGGGUCCGCCGUCGCGUCCACCCGUGUCGACGGCGUCGUAUCGGCCGGGUCUGCACGCUUGGGACCACCUGCGCGCGACACGCGGUACGCGAGCAGCGAGAUUGACGCGUCGCACGCGCUGCCGUCGCGGCCCGCGCGGAAAGCGAUGCCCAAGUGCGCUCGAUGGCCGGACUCGGACUAUUCACUUAUCGACCGCUUCAAGCAGGAGUGCUUGAGCAAGGAGCUUGGUCUUACCGCCGGUGACCAGAGCACGCUGCGGAUCACCCGACCGACUCGCAGGCCCGAGACUACUUCAGUACCAUAGUACUACUUGUAAUACUGAUAAUUAGGAAACACAAAGCCCCUAAGAUCCUUCUCCC